AUGGCGCACGGGGAAGGGCUUCAGGGGGAGGACGCGCGGCCAGGGCGGACGGUAUCGGGAAAAGACGCGGGGGAUGGCGGGAUGAGUGGCGGAAUAUUCGGCGGAGAUCGAAGGGUGGUGGAAGAGAAAGCGGCGGAGGUGGAUUGCUACUGUUCGGGGACACGUGGCGACAUGAGAUUGGCUGCUUCGGUGGAAGGGGUGACGGGCCCCAGCAGAAGCCACCAGCAGCACGCGCAUCACCACCACCACUUCGAAGCAGCGCGGGGCACUCCCCUGCCGCCCGCUGCUGCUGCCCCGCCGUGUGCCACUGCCUGUGCUGCCGCCUGUGGGUUGGAGUGCAGGCAGCAGCGCAUGGAGGUGGCCCCCACCCGCCACGCUGCACGCUCUUCCCUCCUCUCUGCCCUCCGCCUGCUUCCCCGCACUCUCUCCCCCGGCCCCCCUUCGCCCGCCUCCCCUGCCGUGCCGUCGCCCCUGCUCGCACCACCCGCCCACCCCACACACCCUUCUGCACUGGCCGCGCCUGAGUGUGUGGUGGGGCGAGGCAGCAAUGGGUCAUGCAGCGGCGACUGCUGUGUGGCGGACACGUGUGCUGCUGGGAGCCUUGCUGACCUCGCCAGCGAGGAGGGCGAGAGGGAUCGGUCGUAUGCGGAGGACUGCCGUGUGUUCACAUGGGAGAAGCCGCACAAGAUGCACAAUGUCAUGGCAACGGUGUGGGACGAGUUCACGGUGGCGCAUGCGGUGGGGUGGUGUGCCAAGGCGCUCAUUAUCCGCGACCGUCGCAUGCUGCUGCUGCUCUCCAUUGCCUUUGAGCUCACCGAGUGCAUGUACAGGCAUCUACUGCCCAACUUCAACGAGUGCUGGUGGGACUCCCUUAUCCUCGACAUCAUGCUCUGCAACACUCUCGGCAUGGAGGUGGGCCUCUGGCUUCUCCAAGCGUGCCACAUGCCGCGCUUUGAUUGGUUCGCCGGCGUCUCGUCUCUCAUCGCCCACACGGCACCAUCCCUUGCGCAUCUCGUCUCCACCACUCGCCAGUCCCUUGUGGCAGCGCUGCUCUUCCUCCUAGUGCUAGCAGCGGACCUCUGUGCUUUCUUCCUCAAGCACUGCCUCGCCCUGCCGCCACUUCACCCCUUCAACACCCUCCGCCUCUGCCUCUGGGCUGCUCUCUCUCUCCCCGCCGCACACUGCCUGCACUCCCUCCUGCACUCGCCUCUACUCGCCUGCCCGUGCCCCUCGGCCUCUGGCGCAGGGCGGGCGGGGGGGAGGACAGCAGGGGAGAAUGGAGCAGGGCGGGGUGAAGGGGAGCAUCCAAGGAAGGCGGAUGGGUGA
This is a messenger RNA of Closterium sp. NIES-65, 1326 nucleotides long. The record is from the annotation of a GenBank genome assembly. NCBI's taxonomy places the organism in Eukaryota, Viridiplantae, Streptophyta, Zygnematophyceae, Desmidiales, Closteriaceae.